Saccostrea cuccullata (small rock oyster) is the source of this 1934-nucleotide messenger RNA. RefSeq lists its product as uncharacterized. The coding region runs from base 372 to 1628 and encodes 418 amino acids. Lineage: Eukaryota; Metazoa; Mollusca; Bivalvia; Ostreida; Ostreidae. The transcript has 8 exons. The record is from RefSeq and is a predicted model, not a curated record.
UGUGCUAGCGUGUCGAAAGCAUUUAAACAGGAAUUGAAGCACAUCGAAAGGUGAAAAUCUAUUUGAUCUGCUAAGGCAUGAUGAUAAAAUUAGUUGAAAGGUUUGAAGGCUUAAUUUAAACCAUGUCUGUUAUUCAGUUUUGAUUACCUGAUGUAAUGUGUCCAGCACAAUGACACGCACGUUAUCACCAUCUUUGGUAAACCUAGAGCCCAAAAGAACACAUGACGGCGGUGACAGCUGUUAGUGUACAGUACACGAUACCAGAUUCUGUUAUAUGCCUAGGGGCCAGCUGUCAGAACUGGGAUGUUCCGACGUAGAGCAGCGAAAAGUCUGGUUUUAUUUAUCACCGGACUGUUUUAAGGAAGAAGACAAUGCCAUGCUUGAUGAAGAAUUUGUUGUUGUUGCUAUGUUUUCAAUGUAAUAUAGUAACACUUGUGGCGUCUGAGAACAGUGCUGCUCUAAACACCACUCUCUGUUCAGACCAGCAAGAAAUGAAACCUGAUGAGAGAGUCUCUGACAUGUUGUGUGGGUGUUUCCAAGUGGUAGUCAGAAAUAAAGAGGACGGCUUCGUGUUACUGGUUCUGCUUCAGAAAGUUUUCUGGAAAAGUCUCCCUCUUCUGUUUGUCGAAUCCCCCAGAUUCGAAGUGUAUCGCGAACGUCAUAACAUGAUAUUUCCACUGGGAAAUAUCAAUUGCUCUGAAAAUGCCACGGUAUGUGAGAAAUAUUUUGAGGUGAAGGAUCAAAACAACAGCGAAGUUCAGAUUCUCCAGGUUUACCUGUCCUGUGACUCAAAGUACGAAUGGGUCCCAUCGCCAUGCUAUGACUGUCCAUACGUUAAACUAUUCUACAGACCCCCUCCAGACAACCCGAUUUCUUACCUGCAGCCUCCUAUAGGGGAUAUCGUCAGCACCACCAGGCCAGUAAUCUCAACCUCUGUCCUAUACAUCAUCAUUCCCGCGGUCAUCGUGAUGUGUGCAGUGGUCACUUUUAUUGUGUUCUUUGUCCAUCUCAAACGAAGGUCAAGGUCACCAAGAGAAAGAACCUCUGAAUCAUGCAGCAGUGAACCACUUGUUUCUGUGAUCGAGGCUUCUACGUCACAGUCUAAAAAAGAAAUCCUAAUAAUAGAUAUUGCGCCUGACGAAUCGUGUUCUGUGCAAUUCCGCAAUAUAUUAAAAAGGGUUCCUAAAUUUAAUGUUGUGUGUUAUAUUGACCAAUUGAAGGAUGUUAAUCAGAACAUGUACGACUGGGCACACAGGAAGCUGAAAACAUGUGACUUCAUAGUUAUAGUAUUAACCGGUGAAUUGACAAAAGUGUUCGAAUCAGAUUCGUGUGAAAUACUCCGUUCGUCUCCGUACUCAGAUAUUGUCAAAUAUUUCCUCUCUCAAAUGAACAGCACUAUGUACACUAGUGACGCUUCCUUGCCAAAGUACGCAGCUGUUCAGUUUGAGGCUAAUGUCGUGGUACCCUCAAAUUUUACAGAACAUCUUCCCAACAUUUCAUUCAAAAACAUUUUCACCUUUCCAAAUUUUUUGCAAAAUGACAACUCCACUUGUUCACAGCUCAACAGAUUUCUGAUGACAAUGGGUGCUAAUAACGAGGAUAUAAAACAGUGUAUGUACACCACCUGACUAAUGAGGUGAACCUGUAAAUAGGACUUUCCAUUGAGUUCUGUGAUAACUAAAUGACCCCUUUGAAUUCAUCAGUCUACAAGUUCUACAAUCUUUAAAAUCACAGAGCACAGGCCUAAAUGACCAGUUGGUUAAUAAAUAUUUUACCUCCAAGUUUUCUGCAAAUACCUGUACAUUUUGAACACCAAAUGUGUUUCAAAGAAGUGUGCUGCAAUAUGCAUAUGACAGCAUAUAAACGUGAUAUAAAAGGCAUUGUUUUAACAUGCGAUUAUGAGAAUGAAAUGAACCUAUUAAAAAAAAAGAGAU